UGUAUAUGUUGUGCGGAGUUAUAUGUCUUUAAAUACAUCACGUGUUGACAGACACGACAAGAAGUACAUUCACUUCCUUUGAAAUUUGAAUAUGAUCCCGAACGCAUCUCAGACAAACCCUGCCUCUGGCGUCCUGCACGUGUCCCUAUGUUUCUUCCUGUGUUUUGUAUUAUUUUGGCGGGAUUAUAUCAAUAUAUGCCGCUGUUAAGUGCUGAGACAUAAGAGAUUUUAAGAGUCUUUGAAUGACUUUUAUAAGUUCACUUCAUAUUUGCGUUUUUAAUGUUUGUAUGACCCCAAAUGCCUCUAUACUGUAGUCGUUUCAUGUUUGCACCCUGCAAACGAACUUUGGGAGAUGUUGUUACUGACCACAGCUCCAGAAUGUACAGGCGAUGCUGGAGGAAGUUGUGGCAUCCAGGGAGGCCCUAUACCAGCUCGGUGCCUUCAAGCCCUGAUUCUGACUUGAAAAGUUUGGAGAUGUCAACCCAAAGUGAGAAACCCUUUCACACACCGGUCAUGGUGAAGGAAGUGUUGCAGUUUCUGGACAUCAAACCAGGACAGGUUGUCCUGGACUUGACCUUUGGGGCCGGAGGUCACUCGAAGGCCAUCUUGCAGUCGGUUCCUGGUGUAACGGUGGUAGCGGCAGAUCGCGACCCCACAGCUUUCAGAAUGGCUCAGCGUUUAGCUGAAAAAUACCAGGGCCAGGUGAAGCCAGUACUAGGGAGGUUCAGUGAGCUGAAUAACUUGCUCCCAGCACUGGGUUUGGGUCCAGGAGGUGUGGAUGCUGCCCUUCUGGAUGCUGGAUGCUCCUCCAUGCAGAUGGAUUCAGCAGAGAGGGGCUUCUCCCUCAGCAAGGACGGACCGCUAGACAUGAGGAUGGAUGGAGACAGGUACCCCGACAUGCCCUGCGCGGCUGACGUGGUCAACGCCUUAGAUCAACAGGCGCUUGCGUCCGUGCUGGCCGCGUACGGGGAGGAGCGGCACACCAGGAAAAUUGCGGCGGCCAUCGCACAGGCACGCAGCGUCUACCCCAUCGGCCGGACCCUGCAACUGGCCAGCAUCGUAGCAGGAGCAUUUCCAGCCAGCGCGCUGUACGCCCGUCGUGACCGCCUGCAGCGCCCUUCACACGUUGCCACCAAAACUUUCCAAGCCUUACGGAUAUUCGUAAACGACGAGCUGAACGAGUUGCACGCCGGCCUCCGUGUGGCACAGACCCUGCUCCGUCCCAAGGGGCGACUCUGUGUUCUCACCUUCCACUCCCUGGAGGACCGGCUGACCAAGCGUUUCCUCCGCGGAGAGGACCUGGCCGCCCCACCACGCCGCAGCAUUCGCCAGCGAGCCAAAGCCCGGCUUGAAUUCGAGGAAGAGGAGCAUGAGGAAGAGGAAGAGAAUGAAGAAGAAGAGAAAGGACGCGAGAGCAAAUAUUGGGUCAGUCUGAAGAAGGUGAUAAAGCCAAGUGAGGAAGAGGUUCAGGAGAACCCAAGAGCUCGAUCAGCUAAACUCAGAACAGCAGUAAGGCGAUAAGACUCAAACAGAGACAGUAAAACUGAUGCUUUUUACUAGAUUAUUAAAUUAACUACACUCUCAGGAAAAAAGUACAAAGCUGUCACCGGGGCAGUAGCCUAAGGUACAAAAGCUGAAAUGUACAUCAUUGCACUAUAUUUACUGCUAAGUGGUUUAUAUAGUAUUUUAAAGGUACACAUUAGUAUCUUAAGUGUACAUUUUAAUACCUAAUACCUAAAGGUACUGGCCCAGUGGCAGUUUUGACAGUUUUCCCUUUUUUCUGGCUGUGUACACAUGUAGUUUUAUUCACAUCAAUGUAUUUCAGUCAUUUUGAAGCAGUACACAAUAAACAAUAGAACGCCAGAAUUUAUUUUUUAUUCGUUUUAAAAAUGUCGGUGGCAUGGGAAUGAAUUCUGGAUGAAUUUCAUGUACACUUUGGAUUACACUUUGCAUAUCUACCUGAGGGUAGGUAUGUUUUUUUUUUUUUAAAUCAAUUUUCUUUUAUUUUAAAUCAAUUUUUGUUUUAUUUAAAUUUUGUUUUCAAUUUAAAGAGGACAUCAGAUUCUUUUUUUCCACAAGUUGGUAUGAUUCUUUAGGGUCUUCAUGAGAUGUCGGCAAAAUACUUAGGUUAAAAUUUCUCAGCAGUCGUGUAAAAACAGCACCCUUUUUACCCUGUCUGAAACAGCUUUGUUCACAGCAACCUGUUUCGGUGCACAACUCUUUAAAUGAUAAUGAGCUACUGCUCACUCCACCCCUCUCUUUAGUUUUUUGUGUAUUUGGUGGCAUGUUGCCAUCAAAAACAAAACUAAUCCACUACGUCCUUAGUAGCUCUCAUGUCAAGAGAAAAUGAAGACUCUUAUGUUCACUUAUACACCCAACUACAAAUACCUGCAUUGCUUACGAGACAUUGCUGUCACUACAGUGAAUGGAUUUUUAUCAUUAUAUGGUGGUUGUGUCCCCACACUGCCAAGACACAUUUAUAUGCAAACCCCAUUUAAAAGUGAAUUUUGCCUCCAGUGUCCCCUUUAAGUUUUAUUUCUAAUUUAAUUUCUGUUUGUUUUCAAUGUAGUUUUCAGUUUCUUGUCUUUUUUGUUUCAAUUCAUUUCAUUUUUAUUUUAGUUUUACUAGUUUAGGGCUGCCAAAGUUAAAGGGAUCAUUAGGAAAAGACAAAUUUUGGAAACCAGACAGUUGACGGUAGCCACUGACUUCCAUAAAGUUUUUUCCAUUACUAUGGAUGGCUACCAUUAGCUGUUUGGUUACGAACAUUGUUCAAAAUAUCUUCUUUUGUGCUUAACAGAAGAAAGAAACUCAUACAGGUUUGGAACAACUUGAGUGUAAGAACUUUUCAUUUUUGGUUGAACUAUUACUUUAACAUGGUAUAUGCUAUCAUUUAAACAUUUUUAACUGUAUUAAAUUUCCUAGGACAUUCUAGUGUUAUUGCUAAUGACAUUUUCAUGUUUAAAGAGUUAGUUCACCUAAACAUGGAAAUUAGCCCAUUGUUUACUCACCCCCAAGGCAUCCUAGGUGUAAAUGACUUUCUUUUAGACGAAAGAGAUCGGAGUUAUAUUAAAAAUUGUUUUGGCUCCUUCAAGGUUUAUAAUGCAAUGGGCGGUUGUUUCAUCAGUCUAGAAGAAGUCCAAUAAAGCACAUCCAUCCAUAAUAAAAAGUGUCUCACACGGCUCCGAGGGGGGGGUAAAGGCCAUAUUUAAAACGUAAUAAUCACUUUAAUCUAGUUUCCGCUAACAAUUGUACAUAGAAACGUUGAUGCGCAGUGGAAAGAUUAAAAAAAAAAACACAGGUCAUGAAUUAAAAGAACAAAUGACAGAGGAUUUUGAUAUAAGGCAAGGGGAGAAUGGUUUUCCUUUGGUAAAGUAAGGAAACUUUGCUUCCUUUGCUCCUGUAAACAAAUGUUGUUUUCGCGAGAGUCACAGGUGCAUACACAGUGCAUACGUCCUACAUCGUCCGCUUUGAGCUGCUUCCAUAUACAACAGUGUGCACAAACUACAUUAAAGUUACUGUUAUGUUUUAAAUAUUUAUAUUUUUCUUACAAAAAUGCAUCAGUUUGCUACAGGAGGCCUUUGUUCACCCUCCGGAGCCAUGUGAGGCACUUUUUUAUUAUGGAUGAAUGUGCUUUAUUGGACUUGUUUUGGACUGACGAAGAGAAACACCUGGCCAUUGCAUUAUAAAGCUUGAAAAAGCCUGAAUUUUUUUUUUUAUAUAUAUAACUCUGAUUGCAUUCGUCUGAAAGAAGAAAGACAUAUACACUUAGGUUGCCUUGAGGGUGAGUAAAUAAUGGGCUAAUUUUCAUUUUUCCUUUAAUGCUGGUGGGUUGUACAGGUUUUAAGUUUCCUCAUAAGUCUAAAAACAAAAUCAUUUAGUUUGCUUAAAGGAAUAGUUCACCCAAAAAUGAAAAUUCUGUCAUCAAUUACUCACCCUCAUGUUGUUCCAAACCCAUAAGACCUUCGUUCGUCUUCGGAACACGAAUUAAGAUAUUUUUUGAUGAAAUUUGAGACCUUUCUGACCCUGCAUAGACAGCAUCGUUAC
Molecule: messenger RNA, 4044 nt
Organism: Labeo rohita (rohu)
Lineage: Eukaryota; Metazoa; Chordata; Actinopteri; Cypriniformes; Cyprinidae
Gene: mettl15
Product: methyltransferase like 15
Exons: 6
Coding region: 298-1521 (407 amino acids)
Biological process (GO): rRNA base methylation
Molecular function (GO): rRNA (cytosine-N4-)-methyltransferase activity
Source: RefSeq, a predicted model, not a curated record